GGUGCAAUGUGACGUAAAGGUCGCAAUUUUUUACUCCGGUACAAAUUUCCUAUUUAAAUUUAAAACAAAAACAUGUUGAGCAAUAAGUUAAAAAUAAGUUAUUUUUGUAUUUUAAUAUUUAUACCGUGGACUCGAUCCAUUAAAAGAUUAGGUGGAUUAAAUGUGAAUAAAAAGCUAGUAACUUUGUCCGGAUUUUCCAGCGGGGGAACUUUCGCUCAACAAUUGUACAUUUCCCAUUCGUCCAUGUUUUCAGGGAUUGGUGUAUUUUCUCACACGUUUUACCGAUGCGGACCAGGAAAUGGGGUUCUUGCGGAUUAUGACGCCACCUGCACAAAAACGGUAGACCAGAGAAAUCCACGGCCUAAGGUGGAGUACCACCCGAGUAAUGCGGUUGUCGAUAUUCACGCAUAUUUUUAUCGAGGUCUGAUCGACAAUCCGUACGUGCACAUUGCUCGGAAACCUCUAUAUGUGUUCGCGGGGACGAAGAAUUAUCUUUUUACGACAGAUAUGAGCUUACGGAUAUUGCACGUUUUUAAGCCCUUCAUUAAAGACAAGAAGGCUAUCAGAGUGCGUGUAGAGGCGGCAAAUUUGACCUUGCCGACUAAUCGAAAAGAUCUCCCAGGAUGCAGUGAACCUACGAAUACCAUUCAAAUUUCAAAUUGCGGAUUCAGCGGGGCACUGGACGCUUUAACAUUUAUUUUGGGGCAUGAUUUAAUUAGACCGCCGACGGCUGAUGUGAAACUGAACAAAUUGCUGGAAUUUGAUCAGACCGAUUUCUACGGGGAGGACGAUGACAAAAGGAACGAUAUGGAUUCGGUUGGAUAUUUUUAUAUUCCGCGGGUUUGCUAUGGUAACAAAGUCGAAUGUCUGCUGCACAUCUACUUUCACGGUUGCAUGACGGGAAGGGAAUUUGUCGGCCCUUACCACAUUUUAAACAGUGGAUUCUUACAAGUCGCAGAGAUGAAUGGGAUUAUCAUGAUCUUCCCGCAGGCAGUGUCCAGCAAGGAAAAUAUGAUCGGUUGCUGGGAUACGUUCGGUGUGACAGGAGAACUUUACGCGACAAGAGAAGGUGCACAGGUAUCCGUGGUCAAGAACAUGUUGGAUAAAAUUUUGAGCAAAGAAUUUCCUAACUUUGGCCCACCUCCAAGAAGGCGACAGCAGCAAUCAAAUGCCCCAUCGCUUUCCAAUAUUUUUAAACGCUUUACAACUAUACCGAAGUUUAACGUAAUUAUUAAAAAAUGAUUUGGUUGAGUUAUCAAAAAUGUGAGUGUCCGUGAUUGCCACAGAUACAUAUAAUACACACGUACAUGUGUGUGUAACAUUUAUGAAUCCUUGAAGUUUUUAUCCCUAUGGAGUACUGCAAUUACAGAUGGACAUAAAACUUUUACGUCUGUAUACCAUAUGUAUUUAAAACAAUUCUAGAUAUUUGUACUUGGACUGAGGAUGAGUCGUUUUAGAGUAAAAAAAAUGUAUUGCUUUACAUCAAGGAAGCAUUUGUUUUAUGUUCA
Messenger RNA from Folsomia candida, 1508 nucleotides. RefSeq lists its product as uncharacterized. Lineage: Eukaryota; Metazoa; Arthropoda; Collembola; Entomobryomorpha; Isotomidae. The record is from RefSeq and is a predicted model, not a curated record. The transcript has 9 exons. The coding region runs from base 73 to 1242 and encodes 389 amino acids.